CCUUCAUUAUUAGGCCCACCAGAAGAAGAGGAUCUCUGUAUUUCAUCCCAUGGAUCUCAAACUAAUAUUAACACGAAAAAGAAAAAUAACAGCAAUAACAGUAAUAUACCAAGAAUACGACCAUAUGAUAUAUUAGAAGAAUUGGCAAUUAUAGAUUCUUCGACGAUUUACAAUACCAAUUAUAAAAUUAAUAAAAAAAAGAAAGAUAAAAAUAAAACAAAGCAUAGUACUAAUCAUAGUAACAAUAAUAAAUUUAAAGAUUUCACUAAAAAAGAAAGAAGAUUUCUGAAAACCAUAAAUACAAAACUUUCAAGAUAUUCUUCAAAUGUUUCAAGCAAUUAUAAAAAUAUUGAUCAAGAUUAUUUUGACAAAGUUAGAUUUCAAGAAAUUUCUUAUAAAUUUAGCAAAACAUAUUUUUGA
Vanderwaltozyma polyspora DSM 70294 is the source of this 420-nucleotide messenger RNA. It is a transcript of the gene IME1, whose product is annotated as transcription factor IME1. The record is from RefSeq and is a predicted model, not a curated record. The transcript has a single exon. Lineage: Eukaryota; Fungi; Ascomycota; Saccharomycetes; Saccharomycetales; Saccharomycetaceae. The annotation marks the transcript as partial.